Messenger RNA from Esox lucius (northern pike), 4486 nucleotides. RefSeq names its product PDS5 cohesin associated factor A (gene pds5a). Gene Ontology annotation, biological process: mitotic sister chromatid cohesion; DNA repair. The transcript is spliced from 34 exons. The coding region runs from base 315 to 4142 and encodes 1275 amino acids. The record is from RefSeq and is a predicted model, not a curated record. Gene Ontology annotation, cellular component: chromatin; nucleus. Lineage: Eukaryota; Metazoa; Chordata; Actinopteri; Esociformes; Esocidae.
UGUGUUGCGCUUCCCGGUAAGGACCGAUGGCGGCGCUGUGUACCCAGCCUUGAGACAGGACAUUGAAACUGCACUGACUGGCUGCUGGAGACUGGAGAGAAGGAUCUUUGUGCCUAAACUAAAAACCUAACCUGUGCUAGACUCAUGAAUUAAAACGGCUCAUUCGUGAGGCAAGUUCGUGGAGAGGGAGGGCGACGCUAGCCUUUUGCUGCCUGUGAAACUAGCGCGACUGUAGGAAGCGGUGUGAGAGAACUGAAGUUGAAACAAACAAACAAAGGCCAGUAGAGGACUGUGUGGACUAGACGUCGACAAGCAUGGAGUUCCCGCAGCAGAAACCAGCGGGGGACAGCAAGAUCACCUAUCCACCUGGGGUGAAGGAAAUCACGGAUAAGAUCAGCAACGAUGAGGUGGUGAAACGGUUAAAGAUGGUGGUGAAGACCUUCAUGGACAUGGACCAGGACAGUGAGGAGGAGAAGCAGCAGUAUCUGAAUCUGGCGCUCCACCUGGCCUCCGAGUUCUUCCUCAGGAACCCCAACAAGGACGUGCGCCUCCUGGUGGCCUGCUGCCUGGCCGACAUCUUCCGGAUCUACGCCCCCGAGGCGCCCUACACCUCCCAUGAUAAACUCAAGGACAUCUUCCUGUUCAUCACCAGACAGCUGAAAGGGCUGGAAGACACGAAGAGCCCCCAGUUCAACAGAUACUUCUACCUGCUGGAGAACCUGGCCUGGGUGAAGUCGUACAACAUCUGCUUUGAGCUGGAGGACUGCAAUGAGAUCUUCAUCCAGCUCUUCAAGACGCUCUUCUCUGUCAUCAAUAACAGCCAUAAUCAGAAGGUCCAGAUGCAUAUGUUGGAUCUGAUGAGUUCUAUCAUCAUGGAAGGAGAUGGAGUCACACAGGAGUUACUGGACACCAUACUGAUCAACCUGAUACCAGCCCACAAGAAUCUAAACAAACAAGCAUACGACCUGGCCAAGACUCUGCUGAAGAGAACCGUUCAGACUAUAGAGACCUGCAUCGCCAAUUUCUUUAACCAGGUUUUGGUGAUGGGAAAGUCGUCGGUCAGCGAUCUUUCAGAACACGUCUUUGAUCUGAUCCAGGAGCUGUUCUCCAUCGAUCCUCUGCUGCUCACGUCUGUCAUGCCCCAGCUAGAGUUCAAACUCAAGAGCAAUGAUGGCGAGGAACGCCUGGCGGUGGUCAAGCUGCUGGCCAAACUGUUCGGGGCUAAAGACUCUGAGCUGGCCACGCAGAACAGACCGCUUUGGCAGUGCUUCCUCGGACGGUUCAAUGACAUCCAUGUUCCUGUGAGGUUGGAGUCGGUCAAGUUUGCCUCUCACUGCCUCAUGAACCACCCCGACCUGGCGAAGGACCUCACAGAGUUCCUGAAAGUGCGGUCACAUGACCCAGAGGAAGCGAUCCGCCAUGACGUCAUCGUAACCAUCAUCAACGCCGGGAAGAAAGACCUGAACCUUGUUAACGACCAGCUGCUGGGCUUCGUUAGGGAGAGAACUUUGGACAAAAGGUGGCGGGUCCGUAAGGAGGCGAUGAUGGGUCUGGCUCAGCUCUUCAAGAAGUACUGUCUGCAUCACGAGGCCGGCAAGGAACAGGCCCAGAAGAUCUCCUGGAUUAAAGACAAGCUGCUGCACAUCUACUACCAGAACAGCAUCGAUGACAAGCUACUAGUGGAGAAGAUCUUUGCCCAGUACAUGGUUCCUCACAGUCUGGACACAGAGGAGAAGAUGAAGUGUCUCUACUACCUUUAUGCCUGUCUGGAUACAAACGCUGUCAAGGCUCUUAAUGAGAUGUGGAAGUGUCAAAACAUGUUGAGAGGUUUGGUCCGAGAACUACUGGAUCUGCACAAGCUACCUGUCUCUGAAGCCAACAACACCUCCAUGUUUGGAAAGCUCAUGACCAUUAGCAAGAACCUUCCAGAUGCUGGGAAAGCCCAAGACUUCAUGAAGAGGUUCAACCAGGUGUUGGGAGAAGAUGAGAAGCUGCGUGUCCAGCUGGAGACUCUCAUUAGUCCCACCUGUUCCUGUAAACAGGCUGAACUCUGUGUGAGGGAGAUUACCCGUAAGCUGACCUUUCCUAAACAGCCAACCAACCCCUUCCUGGAGAUGGUGAAGUUUCUGUUGGAACGCAUCGCUCCUGUUCACAUCGACUCUGAGGCCAUCAGUGCCCUGGUGAAACUGCUGAAUAAGUCCAUUGAGGGAACAGCUGAUGACGAUGAGGAAGGUGUUACCCCGGACACAGCCAUCCGCUCUGGACUGGAGCUACUGAAGGUUCUGUCCUUCACUCAUCCCACGGCGUUCCACUCUGCUGAGACCUACGAGUCUCUUCUCCAGUGUCUGAAGAUGGAGGACGACAAGGUGGCCGAAGCAGCCAUUCAGAUCUUCAGGAACACGGGGCAGAAGAUCGAGACGGAGCUACAGCAGAUCAGAUCGACCCUGAUCCCGGUCUUACACCAGAAGGCGAAGCGUGGAACCCCCCAUCAGGCUAAACAAGCGGUCCACUGUAUCCACGCCAUCUUCUGUAAUAAGGAAGUCCAGCUGGCUCAGAUAUUUGAGCCUCUGUCUCGCAGUCUGAACGCGGAUGUCCCAGAACAGCUGAUCACACCCCUGGUGUCUCUGGGUCACAUCUCCCUGCUGGCGCCGGACCAGUUCGCCUCUCCCAUGAAGGCCAUUGUGGCCAACUUCAUCGUCAAGGAUCUGCUGAUGAACGACAGGUCUGUUGGGAAUAAAAAUGGGAAACUGUGGACGUCUGAUGAGGAAGUCUCUGCUGAGGUGCUGGCCAAGGUCCAGGCCAUUAAGCUGCUGGUCCGCUGGCUCCUGGGAAUGAAGAACAACCAGUCUAAAUCGGCCAAUUCCACCCUCCGGCUGCUGUCAGCCAUGCUGGUGUCAGAAGGAGACCUCACGGAGCAGAAGAAGAUUAGUAAAUCAGACAUGUCUCGUCUCCGUCUGGCUGCGGGCGGAGCCAUCAUGAAGCUGGCCCAGGAACCUGUGUACCAUGACAUCAUCACGCCAGAACAGUUCCAGCUCUGUGGACUCGUCAUCAACGAUGAGUGCUACCAGGUCCGGCAGAUCUUCGCCCAGAAGCUCCACCUGGCGCUGGUGAAGCUGCUCCUCCCCCUGGAGUACCUGGCUGUGUUCUCGCUGUGUGCUAAAGACCCGGUGAAGGAGCGACGUGCUCAUGCCAGACAGUGUCUCCUCAAGAACAUCAGCGUCCGGAGGGAGUACAUCAAGAACAACCCUCUGACUAACGAUAAGAUGCUGUCUCUGCUACCAGAAUAUGUGGUUCCCUACAUGAUUCACCUGCUGGCCCACGACCCAGACUUCACCAAACCACAGGACUUCGAACAGCUCAGAGACCUCAAGGAAUGUCUGUGGUUCAUGUUGGAGGUGUUGAUGGUGAAGAACGAGAACAACAGCCACGCAUUCCUGAGGAAGAUGGUGGAAAACAUCAAGCAGACCAAGGACGCCCAGUGUCCUGAUGACCCCAAGGCCAAUGAGAAGCUGUACAUCGUGUGUGACGUGGCCUUGUUUGUGAUUGUCAACAAGUCGACUGCAUGUCACCUGGACUGCCCCAAAGAGCCCGUCCUGCCGGCCAAGUUCUUCACCCCCCCAGACAAGGACUUUAUUAAUGAUAAGGAGUAUUUGUCUUCAGAGGCCAGAACAUUGCUGCUCACAGGAAAGCCCAAGCCCCCCCCGGUCCUCUCCACGGUGAACAAGGUCCUUACGGUACCGGGCCGGAGGGUCUACACCAAGACCCCUGUGUCCGAUCCAGCAAGCAACAUCAGCGCCAACUCUCAGCCAGACUCCCCCGCCACCAAGACCAGGGAUGGUGUGUCAGAGUCCCUGGGAACCGGAGCACAAGAGAACGAUGAGAACCCAGGCAUCAACACUGAGAAGGAGGGCACAGUGACCCCUGACCUCACCACGGAAGCGCCUACGAUCCCUAAACCUCGCCGUGGUCGCCCACCAAAAGCAACAGCCUCCCCUUUGGCCAAUGAGAAGGAUGGAGCAACAGCGAAGGGCAGGAAGAGGGCGGCACCAGCCCAAGACUCCGCCUCUUCUGUGGAGCCAAACUCCAUCAAGAUACCAAAAGCUGAUGAUGUGACACAGAGAUCUAUCAACCUUCAGAGGUAAAGAUAAGAUCACUGCAGACCCAAUCAAGACUGUAGAGAACACACACCCACCCACACACACACACACACACACACACACACACACUACUCUCCAAACCUCUGAAGCCCUUCUGGCCUUUUUGAUGGACCUCGCUUGCUCUCCCCCCCUGUCACAGCGACACCAUUUCAAGAAUGAACGGCGGUGUGGUCAUUUGAAAGCUUGUUGUAUGUAGGUCUUAAUCUCUGAAACCGUGUUUCUCUCCCUGUCUGUUGCUCUUUGCUUCUUUUGUGGAGCUGUUGUUUUUAAACCAAUAUUUCCAAACCGUUUUAAUGACAAGACAUUAUUAAAUUCCCUGGGAUAUCUAA